Messenger RNA from Oncorhynchus masou masou (cherry salmon), 657 nucleotides. RefSeq names its product beta-crystallin B1-like. Gene Ontology annotation, biological process: visual perception; lens development in camera-type eye. Lineage: Eukaryota; Metazoa; Chordata; Actinopteri; Salmoniformes; Salmonidae. The coding region runs from base 1 to 657 and encodes 218 amino acids. The transcript is spliced from 5 exons. The record is from RefSeq and is a predicted model, not a curated record. Gene Ontology annotation, molecular function: structural constituent of eye lens.
AUGUCCAGUGAUAAGUCCAAGGCUGCCUCCCAGACCGACGGGAAGGCUACCCAGAGCAAGAAGUCCGAGAUGGGCAUGAUGUCCUACAAGAUGUUUGUGUUUGACCAGGAGAACUUCCAGGGUCGCAUGGUUGAGAUCAGCAACGAGUGCAUGAACGUGUGUGAGAUGGGCAUGGACCGCGUCCGCUCCCUCCGCGUUGAGUGUGGACCCUUCGUGGGCUUCGAGCAGAUGAACUUAUGUGGUGAGCACUACAUCCUAGAGAAGGGAGAGUACCCCCGCUGGGACUCUUGGAGCAACUGCCAGAAGAACGACUACCUGCUGUCCUUCAGGCCCGUCCGCAUGGACCCAGAGAAGCACAAGAUCUGCCUGUACGAGGUUGGAGAGUUCAAGGGUCGUAAGAUGGAAAUCAUGGACGAUGACGUUCCCUCUCUGUUCUCCUACGGCUUCACCGACAGGGUCGGCAGCAUCAUGGUCAGCUGCGGAACCUGGGUGGGCUACCAGUUCCCUGGAUACCGUGGCUCCCAGUACCUGCUGGAGAAGGGCGACUUCAAACACUUCAACGAGUAUGGCGCCCGCCACCCCCAGUUCCAGUCCGUGAGGCGUAUCCGCGACAUGCAGUGGCACCAGCAGGGAUGCUACACUAUGGCCAGCAAGUGA